UGCACCUACCCAAGCAGGACCAGUUACAAGGUUAACAGUCAAGAAUUUAUCAGAGCAGCCUAAGAAUGCUACAACAGCACGAUCACAAACUACAAAGAUUCCAUGUCUUUCUACGUUUGGAACAGCAAAUAGGAAGGGCCAGAAGGAGAACACUAUUCCAGUUAAAGCAAAGAUAGAACAAUCUCAUUCCACAAGACCAGUGACAGCUUUAAAAGAAAGUAAAGUUUUGCGAGGUUCAGUUAUAGCAGCUCCAAAAGUACCUGCUAAAACAACUAAUCCUGAAGUUCUGCAUUCAAGAUUAACUAGAGCCACAGCUUCAUUUGCAGCGAAAGUGCAGCCAAAAGCAAAUGUACAGGUUGAUGUACCACAUGCUAGAACGGCCAGACCUGCUGUAUCAACAGCCAAACUGCAGAAUAAAACAAGCACCCAUCUUCCUGUGAAAAAAUCGUCUGGAAUGGUACAACAGAAAAAUGAAAACAAAACUGGAAGUGCUGCAAAGGGAAAUCUUUAUGAUAGAGUUGAUGAACUUCAUAACAUUGCAGAGAUGCAAUCGGAAUUGCCUUCAGUUGAUUUAGUUGUCAAAACUUGCCAGAAUGUAUAUGAUGGUGAUGCAGAGCGGAUAUCUGAUCCUCAGCAGGAUACGUCUGUUGAAGUAGGGCUGUUUCAGUGUAGUGGUGCCGUGGAGAAUGCAUCAGGAGCAUCAUUGUCUACAGUAGCAGAAGAAACAGAAGAAAAAUGUCAGACUGCUGCUGGUCAUUCAAAACGCAAGGGUCGUAUUUCAUUUGCCCCUCAACAUUUUGUAUUUCAGCCACUUGAAGGAAUUUCAUCUUAUAAGUUUAACCCUAUGACACCUCACAGUACAGAGAAAUUCCUUUCUCCUUGCUUUACGUGGAGUCCAUUGGAAGCAAAACGAGACAAGCAUUUAAAGCUAGAAGAUCAUAUGAUAUCUGUAGAACAGCACAGAGCUGACGCUACAGCUACCCUUCAGAAGGAGAUGAAGAUUUCCAAAAAUGCCCUUGAGGAAGAAAUGAAGGAAUUCUCUCAAAGUGCCCCUGAGGAAGAGAUGGAUGUUUCUGAAUCUGACCCUGAAGAGGAGGAGAUGAAGGAUAUUUCUGAAAUUGACCAGCAGAAGGAGGAGAUGAAGGACGUGUCCAGAGAUCUUCCAGUGGAAGAGAUGAAAGGGGUUUCUGAAGAUGCACAUGUGGAGGAGAUUAAGGGGACUUCUGAAGAUGUCCCUGUGGAGGAGAUGAAGGGGGUUUCUGAAGAUGUCCCUGUGGAGGAGAUGAAGGGGAUUUCUGAAAAUGCCCCUGUGGAGGAGAUGAAGGGGGUUUCUGAAGAUGUCCCUGUGGAGGAGAUGAAGGGGAUUUCUGAAAAUGUCCCUGUGGAGGAGAUGAAGGGAGUUUCUGAAGAUGCCCCUGUGGAGGAGAUGAACGGGGUUUCUGAAGAUGCCCUUGUGGAGAAGAUUAAGGAAGUUUCUUCCUGUGUAGUUGAAGAUGUAAUAAAAGAAGAACCACUUAAGGAAGUUGGGUCAGUCAUUGAAGUCAUGCCAACCCCUUCAGUUUUUGCACAGGAAGCAUCAGGAACCGCUGAGAAGUUAUGCUCCAUUCAGACACUGGAUAAUGUUCAUGAUGUGCCCUACUUCGUAUGUGAUUUUGUAUUUUAA
Messenger RNA from Protopterus annectens (West African lungfish), 1663 nucleotides. RefSeq names its product probable serine/threonine-protein kinase kinX. NCBI's taxonomy places the organism in Eukaryota, Metazoa, Chordata, Ceratodontiformes, Protopteridae. The record is from RefSeq and is a predicted model, not a curated record. The coding region runs from base 455 to 1663 and encodes 402 amino acids. The transcript has 9 exons.